Molecule: messenger RNA, 994 nt
Organism: Candidula unifasciata
Lineage: Eukaryota; Metazoa; Mollusca; Gastropoda; Stylommatophora; Geomitridae
Source: the annotation of a GenBank genome assembly
AUGAAUACUAUUAUCCGCUCACAAAAAGAUGUGUGCCAGUUACUUACAAAAACGCAAAGCUUCAGUGGCAAGUACAUUGAGAAUGGUGUUCACAGAAUAGAGUAUCUGGCAGAUAUGCGUAAUGAAAUAGAGAACCUAACGAUGAGGAUCAAGACUGCAGUUGAUGUUGCUGUUGUGUCAGCCAGCAAAAGUGAGGAUGUGUGGUGGCAGCUGGCUGUUACCUGCCGAGACUGGUCAGUAGCCAUGUCCUGUGUGAUGUGUGAGCUAGACCUCAUCUCCAGCAAAAUGGAGCUGGUGGGAAAAGAGAAGUUCCGGGGACUGCAGAGUCAGGCAGCAAAGAGAAGCUCACAGGUGGUGAACAUCCUGGAAGAAGAGACAGACUCUGUGCUGGAGCUUGUGGACUGUGUGACUGUGGGAGACAACACAGUGAAGUCUAGAAGCGGAGAGCUGGUUGCUGAACUUCAUGCAGCUCUCUCAGAUCUGCUGGCCAUUGCCAAACUGCCAGCUCCUACAGCUGGGACAUCUCUGGAGGAGCUCUUUAACAGUCUGAACCUGAGGCUUGCCAUCAGCAAAUGGGUGGAGAAGGCAACUGCCGUGCAAGACAUGGUCCGUAGCAACUGCUACGAGUAUUUUGGCCUCACUCACCAGCUUCUGUUGCGCGUACAAGAAAUAUUAAAUGAUGAUCUCCAGGAAGCUGCGAAGAAAAAGGAGAGGAAUAAACUCUCUUGUGUGUUUCUGGAGAGGAGUCAGCACAUGAAACAGCUGGUCUUGAGGGCCAUACAGCCGUCUCCUGACCUGCCUCGGCGUGUGGUAGUCAGGUCGACUCUGGACACACUGUCUGAGCUGACAACACAGAUUGAGGGAGUCCUGAGAGUUUCUGCAAAGAUGUCAGAUGCAGACGUGAACUGUCUGUCACAACACUGGGCUGCAAGAAUGAAGAAACUGGUCUUCAAUAUGCAGAAAAUGGAUGGAGUAGAAGCUUCUGUUUUAUUAG